Molecule: messenger RNA, 705 nt
Organism: Salpingoeca rosetta
Lineage: Eukaryota; Choanoflagellata; Craspedida; Salpingoecidae
Exons: 4
Coding region: 1-216 (71 amino acids)
Source: RefSeq, a predicted model, not a curated record
AUGGAAGAGUUGGUGCUGGUUCCAAUGCAGGGUUGGUUGGAAGUCAUGUACGAUGCGUACAAUGAGGUGCGCUCCGAUGACAACGACACCGCCUGGUAUAGCUAUGCAAAGGAGUUCCUUGCUGACCAGAAGAGCGACCUCGACUAUGACUCCAUCCUCGAGGAAGUCAAGGCCACAGGCGGCGCCAACUACGGUACCGGUGUUCGCAAGGAGUAGACAAUCUUCACUUUCCCGCCACUCAUCUCCCCUCUCUCUACACCAGUGACGUGAUGUGAAUCUCCCUCUGCCUACACAUUGCUUCAUCCUUUUGUGUCGUGUCUUUCGCUCUCGGCGUCGUCUCAGCAGCUGUCAUUCCCAGUCCCGUCUGUUUCUCGUGCUUUCGUGUUUUGUCACAUCACACGUGUGUGUCAUGCUCCCUUCCACGUUCCUUUGAUCCUUCGUUGCAGUUUGUGCUUGGGGGUCCGAAAGGUACCACAAUCAUGAUGAUGAUGAUGAUGAUGGUCUGAUUCCCCCUUGUCGUCGUAAUCGUGGUGCCUCGCAUCCCCCUGCUCAUCUCCUCUCCGCUCUCCCCUGCGUUCCGCGCCGGCUGGUGCUGGUUGUGUUGCACCAUUGCUGCUGCUGCUGCUUCUUCUUGCGCGCAGUUUGUCAUGAGUGCAAACCGCAACCACCACCGCCGCCAUCAAUGAAUACACGGAUGGCAUUGCA